Messenger RNA from Uranotaenia lowii, 2731 nucleotides. RefSeq lists its product as uncharacterized. Lineage: Eukaryota; Metazoa; Arthropoda; Insecta; Diptera; Culicidae. The transcript has 5 exons. The coding region runs from base 1610 to 2467 and encodes 285 amino acids. The record is from RefSeq and is a predicted model, not a curated record.
AGCAUCUUUUUACAUUUCGAUUGGAAAUUUGUAGCAUUUCAAGUUCAGGUCAAUUUGGGCACCACUGAAAUCAACAUGAGUGCGAACAAAGGAACAAAAAACACUCGAUCGGAAAACCUCGAUCGUCAGCUGCGAACAGCACGGGUAGAAAACUGAUAUAAGGGCAGUACCUACGGUGCGCGAGGAUCAUUUCGUUUCUGGGCCUUCUCCCGAUCGGUCGGAAGUUCGACCAAGUGAUAGUGUGCUGUGCCGUACCAUGGGGUACCUAGUUGUUGCCGUACCAUCAAUCGAAGCUGCUAUCUCCAAACAUCACUCCACCACUGUGCGAGGAAUGUGCGACGGGAUGAAGUGCCGCGAGAGCGAUCCGGGUUUCCAGACCCUUCGUUUAGAAACCGCUUUUCGCGGGAUCGGCAAUUUUCAUUGCCAACAAAACUUGUCAUUGAAAGAGAUUAAAAAGAAGGAACGAUCGCUCUCGCAAUCCAAAGCAAUGAACGAGAAAGGGCCGAGACUCCAACGGCCUUUUGGAUUUCUCUUGGAUUUCAUACGAUCUUGUCCGGUUCAGCCGUCGGAAGCCGAUUUUGCUGAUCUUCAAGCGGUGUCCAGUGAACGCUCAUGAGUGUUGUGUUUUUUUUGGCCACGCAAUUAGAUUUAAAUGUUGAUCAAUACAAAUUGUAACUAUCUUUCUAAAAGGUGCCUAAAUCUGAUUUUGAAACUUGCGUCCUUCAGACAAGCUACGGAUUCACGACUUCCCGCUAGCUUCCGGGCAAAACUAACGUGAGUGUUGGCAAAUUUCUUAGGAAGUUUGGCGCUUAAGUCAACAUUUGAUAGGACCUUGUUAAUCUUGCUUUUAGCCACACCAAAACGUUACAUUUGGCGCCCAACGUGGGGCCUAAUUUGCUUUGAUUUUGUGUAAUUUUUUUGAACUUGUAAUUGUCUGACAUUGUUUGUGAACAAAUUUUAAUUUGGAAAUGUUUCGUUCAUUUUCGCCUUGAAUCAAAAUAUUUUGAUUUGGUUCUAAAUGAUAUUUCAUCAAUAUUUUGAUUAAAUAUUCUUGUAAAAUUUCUCAAGAUAAUUUGAAUUUCGUUUUGGAAAAAAAGUCUUUGCUGAAUAGCGGAGCACCCGAGUUAAUAUUUAAGUAAAGUCUUUUCUAGUUUUGAGAAGCAAAUUUAUUAAUGUUAGUUUUGAUCAGUUGAUUGAUGAUUAAGCUUUCAUAUCAGUUGGAUCAUUUUAAAGUCUCCGAUGAUGUUUUGGAGCAUUUCGUUUUGCAAUUUUAAAGUCUCCCGGUGGAGCAUUCUAUUAGUAUGUUCAUGAUCAGUUGAAAGAUUAAAAAAUUAAAUUCUUUAUGCCAACAAUUUAAUUUUUUUCGUUGGGAAAGACGGUAGUGUAGCAUUUCAAGUUCAGGUCAAUUUGGGCACCACUGAAAUCAACAUGAGUGCGAACAAAGGAACAAAAAACACUCGAUCGGAAAACCUCGAUCGUCAGCUGCGAACAGCACGGGUAGAAAACUGAUAUAAGGGCAGUACCUACGGUGCGCGAGGAUCAUUUCGUUUCUGGGCCUUCUCCCGAUCGGUCGGAAGUUCGACCAAGUGAUAGUGUGCUGUGCCGUACCAUGGGGUACCUAGUUGUUGCCGUACCAUCAAUCGAAGCUGCUAUCUCCAAACAUCACUCCACCACUGUGCGAGGAAUGUGCGACGGGAUGAAGUGCCGCGAGAGCGAUCCGGGUUUCCAGACCCUUCGUUUAGAAACCGCUUUUCGCGGGAUCGGCAAUUUUCAUUGCCAACAAAACUUGUCAUUGAAAGAGAUUAAAAAGAAGGAACGAUCGCUCUCGCAAUCCAAAGCAAUGAACGAGAAAGGGCCGAGUGGAGGUGCGGCAUAUUUGAAGGAACAGGCCGUCAAGAUCGAGCAACGUAUGGACGAUUACGACCAGGAACGGAUAUUCACGUGGGCGUUGAAGCGAACAAAAUCCGAUCCUGAUAUUGUGUUCGCCGCAGUGGCUGCCUUUCUGGGAGCCAACGUCGUUUGUGCCGUUGUCAUGAUAGUUGGGGCCUAUAAGAUUCAAAAAUAUCUGCUUUUACCUUUCAUCGUGGUCGAUUUUGUAAGGCUGUCACUAAUAACGAUGGUCCAUGUGAUUGCCAUGAUGGUGAUAAAGAAAAGUAUCAACCUUGGAGAUCUGAUUGCAAUAACCAUCGCAGGUGGUUUCGGAUUGUUAUUCUUUUUUUAUCUAUGGGCUUGUGUUCUGGCAUUGUAUCAAAUUAUUGGUAUCGUUAAUACAAAAAAGUACAGAGACCUUUUUGGCAACGACGCUACUAAACCAGAAGUAAAAUCAUCUGCGCUAGAACCUUCACAAAAUAGCUAUGUUGCGACAAUUAGCACACCGGGAAAAAACUCAGAAUUCUCAUACAAUUCUAAUUUUACCAAUCAAUAUUUGGCCCAGAACAGAUACAACUACGCCCAUCUUUUGGAGUGAGCAUCUCUGAGUUAAAUAAAACUUUUGAUUUGUGUGGAUAUUAUACUAUAGAGUGCAUUCUGAUAUAUUAUGAUCUGAUUAAUUCUAGUACAUAUUACAUUGUUUCAGUUUAUGUGCAAUCUUACUGUGUAUUAUUUCGCCCCUUUCAGUCGUGUAUGCUCUUUGGAAUCCAGCAAAGGUUGACGACGUCGUCUCGAUUUUUCCUUUUUUCUAUAAUGUUUGAAAUUUAUAGGUACAAACGCAUAUCACAAGUUCAGGAAAAUU